UCCUGAGUUUCAAACCAGAUUAGAUUAUAACAAGUCAGACCAGACAUCCUACAAACAAAUUAAAGAGGAGAAAAAUGGCGGCUUUAUCAUCAUCAUCUUCUUCGUCUCUGUUUUUCUCCUCCAAAACAACUUCUCCGAUCAACAGUAGUCUCCUGUUCCCACCAUCUCUCCGCCGCAUCUCUCUUCCCUCUUCGUCUUCCUCCUUUUCAUCUCUCUCUUCUUCUGCUUCUCUCUUCACAUACUCUCUCAGGAGUUCCCGAAGAUCAUCUCCUCAGCGAUUUACCGUUAAGGCACACAAGAAGAAUGUACUUAUUGUCAACACCAACAGCGGCGGUCACGCCGUCAUCGGCUUUUACUUCGCCAAAGAGCUUCUCUCCGCCGGCCACGCCGUCACCAUCUUCACCGUCGGUGAUGAAUCUUCCGACAAGAUGAACAAACCUCCCUUCAGCCGAUUCUCCGAAAUCGUCAGCGGCGGAGGGAAGACGGUGUGGGGAAACCCGGCCGAUGUUGCGAAUGUGGUCGGAAGUGAAACAUUCGACGUUGUCCUUGACAACAAUGGCAAGGAUUUGGAUACUGUCAGGCCAGUGGUGGAUUGGGCUAAAAGUUCCGGCGCUAAGCAGUUCUUGUUCAUAAGCAGCGCCGGGAUCUACAAGUCCACCGAAGAACCUCCUCACGUUGAAGGGGACGCAGUGAAAGCCGACGCAGGUCACGUGGGAGUAGAGAAGUACUUAGCAGAAACAUUCGGGAAUUGGGCCUCGUUUCGACCACAGUACAUGAUCGGCUCUGGCAACAACAAAGACUGCGAGGAAUGGUUCUUCGACCGGAUUGUGAGGGACAGAGCAGUGCCAAUCCCAGGAUCAGGACUGCAGCUAACCAACAUAUCUCACGUGAGGGACUUGUCUUCGAUGCUCACUUCAGCCGUGCACAACCCUGAGGCCGCUUGCUGCAACAUCUUCAACUGCGUUAGUGACAGAGCCGUCACUCUUGACGGUAUGGCCAAGCUCUGUGCCGCCGCUGCUGGCAAAACGGUUGAGAUCGUUCAUUACGACCCUAAAGCCGUUGGGGUUGACGCCAAGAAGGCUUUUCCAUUCCGAAACAUGCAUUUCUACGCGGAGCCUAGAGCAGCAAAGGAGAUAUUAGGGUGGGAAAGUAGAACGAAUCUACCUGAAGAUCUCAAGGAGAGAUUCGAAGAGUAUGUGAAGAUUGGCAGAGACAAGAAGGAGAUGAAGUUUGAGUUAGAUGAUAAGAUACUCCAAGCCCUCAAAACUCCAGUGGCCGCUUGAUCAACUAAGGCCAUAAAAUUUCAUCCCUUUGUAACUUAUAAUGCUACCCUGUGCUCCGUUUUUUUAUUUUCUCCCGGCUCAUAUGAAAUGAAUAUGAUUCAGCUAAAAGAUCAUUUAAAAUCCAUGACCAAAAGA
Messenger RNA from Eutrema salsugineum, 1418 nucleotides. Its product is annotated as chloroplast stem-loop binding protein of 41 kDa a, chloroplastic. The record is from RefSeq and is a predicted model, not a curated record. Gene Ontology annotation, molecular function: RNA binding. Gene Ontology annotation, cellular component: cytosol. NCBI's taxonomy places the organism in Eukaryota, Viridiplantae, Streptophyta, Magnoliopsida, Brassicales, Brassicaceae. The transcript is spliced from 6 exons. Gene Ontology annotation, biological process: rRNA processing. The coding region runs from base 75 to 1283 and encodes 402 amino acids.